AUGGCGUCGUCGCUUCGGCCGACGCCGAUGAUGGGGGCGCGCGGUCGACGCGAGACAUUCGCGCGACGCGCGUGGACGCGUGGGACGGGCGCGCGCGCGCGCGCGGGCGUGAGAGGCGCGGAGGCGAGACGGGAGGAGUGCGAGUGCGACGACUUGGUGUCCAUUUUAGAUGUGCUCCCGGAGGACGUGAGAGACGUCGUGGAGAAGCACCCCGAGAGUGAGAGUCUUUUGGAGAUCGUUCUCGAUCUCGGGCGAGCGCCGGAGGCGCGGUUUCUUGGUGAACUCGGUUCAGUGUUCCUUCGCGAGGCGCCAGUGACCGAGGAGGAGCUCAUCGCCGCGUCCGACGCUGUGGGCGAUUUCGGUGGGGAUAACCGAGCGGGGAUCGAGGGGACGUUACAUCGCGUUUCGUGCAUUCGUAACCGCCGGGGAAGGAUCGUUGGCAUGACGUGUCGCGUCGGGAGGGCGGUGACGGGGCACAUCGAUAUGAUCGACGACAUUUUGCCCAGCGGAGAGAGUGUGUUAUUUCUCGGCCGACCCGGGGUCGGAAAGACCACCGUGAUCCGCGAGAUGGCGCGUGUACUCAGUGAUAGGCUCAAGAAACGCGUCGUCAUCAUCGAUACGAGCAACGAAAUCGGCGGUGACGGCGACGUCCCGCACCGCGCCAUCGGAGGCGCUCGACGCAUGCAAGUGCCAGACCCGUCGCAGCAGCAUCGAGUCAUGAUCGAAGCCGUGGAGAAUCACAUGCCAGAGGUAAUUAUCGUCGAUGAAAUCGGCACCGAAGCCGAAGCCUUGGCGUGUCGAACGAUCGCCGAGCGCGGCGUGCAACUCAUUGGCACGGCGCACGGACAGUUGCUCGAGAACUUGAUCAAGAAUCCGACGCUCACCGACCUCGUCGGCGGUGUGCAAACGGUGACGCUGGGCGAUGACGAAGCUAGGGCCCGGGGGUGUCAAAAAUCUAUUCUCGAACGGCAAGGACCCCCGACGUUUCCAAUUCUGAUCGAAAUGCACGAACGAGACAUGUGGGUGGCGCACAACGUCGCCGAGAGCGUGGACGAAGUGCUCUCCGGCGCUCGUCCCGUCGUGCAACUUCGCACGCGGAACGCGCAAACGAAUGAGGUGUCAGUGCAUAGGACGGUGUACGACAUGGAUAUCAGUCUCGGAACGGCCAACAUCAGUCAUACUCUGGGCGCCAUGGGAGGUAUUAUCGCUCCCACCAGCCGCAUUAACAACCGCGGCUCGGAGGACUCUUCACAAGACGACCCGUACGCGUGGGCUCAGAACAUCGGCGCCGUACCAGACAAAGACAUUUUGAGUCCCGAGCUAGCGUCCACGACGUCAUUCCAGUCCAAGAAACGAGGCAAGAAAAUGCGUGCGAACGCAUCCAGAGGUUCUUCUCGAUGA
Ostreococcus tauri is the source of this 1401-nucleotide messenger RNA. Its product is annotated as P-loop containing nucleoside triphosphate hydrolase. Gene Ontology annotation, molecular function: ATP hydrolysis activity. Lineage: Eukaryota; Viridiplantae; Chlorophyta; Mamiellophyceae; Mamiellales; Bathycoccaceae. The record is from RefSeq and is a predicted model, not a curated record. The transcript is spliced from 2 exons. The coding region runs from base 1 to 1401 and encodes 466 amino acids.